AUGUCAUUAAUACUAAGGAGUUCAAUUUCAAGGGUCCGAUUUACUCAUCCUGCAACAUACCAUCCGUUAAUCUUCAAUACCUAUCCAAAGAGAUAUCUUCAUUGCACAGCCACACGAAGAUUUAAUCCAAUUGUUGAAAAUUUCGUUCAAGACUUAAAAGACGAAGAACCGGAAGAUAAAAAGAAAAGGAACCAAGAUGAAAAAGAAUCUAACUACGAGAAAUUCAAAUCGUUCCUUAUGAAAUGCUUAGAAACUAUCGGAAUAACGGUUUCUUCAGUUGGAAUAUUGGGAUUUGCCGGGUUUUUAUAUCAUAAAUUCUAUGCAAUGCAUGUUCUUUCCAAAAUGGAUAAAUCAUUCGAGGAAGGGGAUCCUGCUGCGCAAUUGGCAGUACAUAAACGAACUCAUGACGAGUCGGAUGAUAGAAAAGUGAACCAGCAUUGGGUUGAAAGACCCCAACAACUGUUAUUAGAUGAUAUUAUCGCGGGGAAGAUUAUUGGAAGAUAUUUUUUGAUUAUUGGUGAAAAGGGAACUGGGAAAACUUCUUUGAUUCUUGAAUCAAUGAAGAAGGUUAAUGGGUUUAAUGUGACUAUGUUUGAUGCUCAUGCUGAUCCCGAAAUUUUUAGAAUUAGAUUAGGUAAGGCACUUAAUUUUACUUUCAGUGAAGAUUAUAUUGGAUCGUUGUUUUCUAUUCGUGGUCCUAGAGAUACAACUGCAUUAUUGGAUAUCGAAAGGGCAUUCAGCAAAUUGGAAGAAUUGGCUAUUACCAGGGUUGGGAAGUUACAAAAGCCAUUGAUUAUGAUCAUUAAUAAUGCCCAUUUAAUUAAAGAAAAUGAAGAGGGAGUUAAAUUACUCGAACUUUUACAGCAAAAAGCAGAACAUUUAAGUGGAUCUGGGUUAUUGACUAUGAUCUUCAAUAGUGAUGAUUAUUGGGUUUAUGAAAAGUUGAAACAAUUAGGUACAAGGUUAGAACUAAUCAAUGUUCGAGAUUUCAAUAGAAAUGAAACUGUAAAUGCAUUGAAAUUUGUUCGUCAUCGUUAUUUCCCUCGCGAUGACCAAGUAUUAAGUGAUGAAAUAUGUCAUACCGUAUAUGACUUAAUUGGUGGAAGACCACAACAUAUAAGCCAAGUUGCUCGUCAUCAUAAUGUCAUCAAGGCAUGUCAUGAAAUCAUCGAUAGAGAGAAAACCUGGUUUUUGAAUCAAUGUGGAUUAUUAGGAAUGGAUAUGGAUGAUGAUGUGAUGGAAAGUGGGAAAUUCUCAAGCAGUGCCAUGUUAUUAAUGAGAGAAUUUGUUGAAAUGGAUAGAAAAAGAAUGAAUACGUUAUUUACUGGAAAUGAAGAUAAUGUUUCUGCUAAGCACCAUUCACAAUUUCGUGAUCAUCAAUUGCCUGAAUUGCCCUUAUGGAGAGCUCGUCAAAUAAUGACGAGACCGGAUUAUAUUCAAGGAUAUGAUAAUUUGAAUAUUUUCACAAUUGACUCCGAGUCACGCGUACGAGCUGAUUCUGUGCCUAUGAUGAGAGCAUUCCAUGAGAUUGCUUCACAGCCACAUUUUGACGAAUUGUUGGAAGAUACUCUUGAUAGGGUUGCUGAUAUUGAGGCAUUGGAAAGAACAAGAGAGAUUGUGCUUAAGGAUUUGAAUUUGGGAAGUUAUUAUGAAUUGAUAAAGAAAGACAAAGACAAGUACAAGUUUAACAUUGUUAAGUCUGCCAAACAAUUCAAUUUGCAUGGAGAUUUUGAAGAUUUUAAUAAGGAAGUUUCUCGGAAUGAUGACGAAGAUGAAGAUGAAGAUGAUUCAUGGUUGGAAGAGGUCAAUCGUCAAGAUACAAGGAAGUGGUGGAAAAAGAGAAUGCAAAGAUUUGAUGAUGUGUAUUUGCCAUCUAAGCCAGGACAAGAUGAUGAUUUGGAUAUCGAUCGAAUUAAUAGUUGUAAGUCUGAUAAGUAA
Messenger RNA from Hemisphaericaspora subhashii, 1938 nucleotides. RefSeq lists its product as uncharacterized. The transcript has a single exon. The coding region runs from base 1 to 1938 and encodes 645 amino acids. NCBI's taxonomy places the organism in Eukaryota, Fungi, Ascomycota, Pichiomycetes, Serinales, Debaryomycetaceae. The record is from RefSeq and is a predicted model, not a curated record.